AUGAAGCCCCUCUUGGCUGUCCUGCUGUGUGUGAUUGUGUUCCCCAAAGGCCUGUGGUGUGACACCAACGGCUGCAUCACCGCCUUGAAACGGGACGUCCUCAAGCUGAUGGUCAAGUGGGAAGAUGCGACCUGCCUCCAGAACCAGCAGGGUCUGCCCCCCAACCUGCUCCAGGCCCUGCCUCGCAGCUGCAAGGAAAUCAAAACGGCCCUGGAAGGAGCUGCAGAUGGGUUGUACUUCCUGGGCACAGAAGAUGGUGAGAUCUACCAGACUUUCUGCGACAUGACCACCAAUGGAGGCGGGUGGACCCUGGUGGCCAGCAUCCAUGAGAACAACAUCAAGGGGAAGUGCACCCUGGGAGACCGCUGGUCCAGCGAGCAGGGGCACAACAGCAAUUACCCCAAUGGAGAUGGCCACUGGUCAAAGAACACGACCUUUGGCACAGCCGUGGGCUCGACGAGCGAUGACUACAAGAACCCUGGCUAUUAUGACAUUCAAGCACGGGACAUGGCCAUAUGGCACGUCCCCAACCUCACCCCCAUGAAAGAAUGGCGAAAUGCCGCCAUCUUAAGGUAUCACACCGAGACGGGCUUCUUUUCUGUUGAAGGAGGCAACCUUCUCAGGCUCUAUCAGCAAUAUCCAGUGACCUACGGAACUGGCAGCUGCCCAAGAAACAACGGCCCAAUUGUGCCCGUGGUCUACGAUUUUGGCAAUGCUGAACAGACUGUCCACUAUCACUCUCCUAAUGCCAGAAGUGAAAUUGUCGGCGGCUACAUUCAGUUUCGGGUGUUUAACAACGAGAAAGCGGUCGUGGCUCUCUGCCCUGGUAUUAAAGCCACUGGCUGCAAUACUGAGAUGUACUGUGUUGGUGGAGGAGGGUAUUAUCCACAAAGCGGUAACCAGUGUGGUGACUUCACUGCCUUUGAUUGGAACGGCUACGGCACAGGCAAAGAGUGGAGCGUUUCCAAAGCGUUGCUGGAAUCUGCCUUGCUUAUCUUCUACCGAUGA
Euleptes europaea (tarantolino) is the source of this 1008-nucleotide messenger RNA. RefSeq names its product intelectin-1-like. The record is from RefSeq and is a predicted model, not a curated record. The coding region runs from base 1 to 1008 and encodes 335 amino acids. Lineage: Eukaryota; Metazoa; Chordata; Lepidosauria; Squamata; Sphaerodactylidae. The transcript is spliced from 7 exons. Gene Ontology annotation, molecular function: oligosaccharide binding.